Haliotis rufescens (red abalone) is the source of this 1200-nucleotide messenger RNA. RefSeq lists its product as uncharacterized. Gene Ontology annotation, cellular component: plasma membrane. Bases 379 to 1068 code for a protein of 229 amino acids. NCBI's taxonomy places the organism in Eukaryota, Metazoa, Mollusca, Gastropoda, Lepetellida, Haliotidae. The transcript has 4 exons. The record is from RefSeq and is a predicted model, not a curated record.
UAAAGUAUGUGUCGCUACGACUUCCCAGGCGAGUCCGGCCAGUCCAGUUUAAACACACAGGCACAGAUAGAUAAGGUGCAUUAAUAUUGAAGCAUAAUAUAUUUUCCGUGUCAGCGCCACGUAGUCACUCAGCGAGACAUUUGCACACACCGUUGUCGUUGCAAUGUGGGGCUGGACACACGAAGAAACCAACCUAACUAGAUACUGACGACUUGAGGGUGUUACUGCACUCGUGGUGCAUGUUUUGAAGAAACCGACACUCCCGGCUCUGGUGGAAAACGGCGACACAUUCCCAGCCACAUUGCGCAAGUUUACAUACAGCAAGGGGCGAGUGGUGUGGAAUGAUCCACGCCCAGUCAGUUUUAGAACCUCUCCAAAAUGGCGCUUGUUGCUGCAAAGAAGACUAGCUCGGCGCUCAGCAUACGAAAUCUGGACGCAGCGCAGAAAAUAUGGGACUACAUGAAACUCAACCAGUCUCUCACACAGAGUGAUGUCAUCAUAGCAUUGGGCAGCAAUGAUCUUAGAGUAGCGGAAGUGGCCUCUGACCUGUUCCUAAGGGGCAUGGCGGACUGGAUCGUUAUGUCUGGAAAAAGUGGAUUGUUGACAAAAGGAAAAUGGCCGAAGUCGGAGGCGGAGAUGUUUUUCGACUUAGCCACCAGGAAAGGAGUGCCAAAGGACCGCAUCAUUGUGGAAAAUCAGUCAACAAACAGUGGAGAAAAUGCCAGGUUUACUUACGCCCUCUUAACGAUGAGAAACAUAACAGUAGAGUCGCUCAUUCUGGUCCAGAAACCGUUCAUGGAACGUCGAGCCUACGCCACCUUUAUGAAGCAAUGGCCUCGACCGUGUAACAUCAUGGUGACGUCACAGAACACUUCCAUGAUGGAUUAUCCGAACAGUGACGUAGGGACUCUUGCUGACGUCAUAUCCGUGUUGGUCGGGGAUAUGCAGAGGUUGCCGCUGUAUGCAGAGCGAGGUUUCCAGGUUGCCCAGGAGAUACCGCCUGAUGUGUGGCAAGCCUACAAUGUACUUGUAGAGAGUGGGUGGUUUGGGUCACAUCUGAUUAAAUGACAUAAGGUGAUGCAGCUGUCCCUACAGUGAUUUAUAAUUAUUUAUUUUAAGAAAUAUAGGACUCGUUGUAGAGUACUUUAUUUCUUAUAUGAUAUAUCAACAUUAUGUACCACCUCAUUAAAGAUAGUGAUA